AUGUGCGGCGCAGGGUUCUGCACCGGUGCCGGCCCCCCGGCGCUCAACGCCAUCGGCAGCGAGCGGGUGCUCAAGUUCUUGCUUCUCAACCCCGGGGUCAGCGGACUGUAUGAGAGGCUCCCGAAUGAGUGCUUCCUCGACAUGAAGGACGAGGACGACUAUGGCGUCUACCUGGAUGAUUCUGGGCAUAACGCUUUCUUUUACACUUCCAUCCUCUUCUCUCCCCUACGGGAGGCAUUGAGCGCGCGCGCGGGAGGAGAGGCCAUCUCGGGCUUUGGGAAUCAUAUCGAGGAGUAG
Molecule: messenger RNA, 297 nt
Organism: Gaeumannomyces tritici R3-111a-1
Lineage: Eukaryota; Fungi; Ascomycota; Sordariomycetes; Magnaporthales; Magnaporthaceae
Exons: 2
Coding region: 1-297 (98 amino acids)
Source: RefSeq, a predicted model, not a curated record